AGAAAAGUAGAUGAAGCUUCAUUCAUACUGCUGCUGGCACAUCGAGCAAACCAGCAGGCUGAACAACAUGGACUUGGUAUAUGGUCCAUUGGGCCUGGGUGUAGUAGCAGGACUGGGCUGUGGGCUCCUGCUUGGUUGGCACCUUCGGGUUCACCUGGGCCCGAAAUCCAAAAGCCUGAGUACGGCGAUGGGGAACGGUUCUGGUGAAGCAACAGUGAUGGGAGAAGGAGGCGAGUUCAAGAUGAUACUGGUGGUUCGAAAUGACCUGAAGAUGGGUAAAGGGAAGGUCGCUGCCCAGUGCUCCCAUGCUGCUGUGUCGGCUUACAAGCAGGUUCAGCGCAGGAACCCCGAGCUCCUCAAACAGUGGGAGUACUGCGGCCAGCCCAAGGUGGUUGUGAAGGCCCCCGACGAGAACACCCUGAUCGACCUGCUGGGUCAUGCCAAAGAAGUGGGGCUUCCCAUCAGCCUAAUUCAGGACGCAGGAAGGACUCAAAUCGCCCCCGGAUCACGCACCGUGCUGGGUAUUGGUCCCGGCCCAGCUGAUCUGAUUGACAAAGUCACUGGACACUUGAAGCUCUACUAGUUUGGGCUACCAUGAGUUUAUAUUUUUACAAAAUAACAAUUGACUCAAAUACAUGUUAAACUACUUGAUUUUUGUUGUGCAGUUUUUGGCACUUACAUUGAUCACAUUUGUUGACUCUUGAAUACCAGUAACGGCUUGAUGUGUAUUACUCUACAGCAGGAGUAUUCAAUUAAAAUUCCAAAAGGUCCAGAUUGAGAAAAUCUCCUCGGGCAAAGGUCCGGAACAUGACAAU
This is a messenger RNA of Anarrhichthys ocellatus (wolf-eel), 815 nucleotides long. RefSeq names its product peptidyl-tRNA hydrolase 2 (gene ptrh2). Gene Ontology annotation, biological process: negative regulation of anoikis; positive regulation of anoikis. Lineage: Eukaryota; Metazoa; Chordata; Actinopteri; Perciformes; Anarhichadidae. The record is from RefSeq and is a predicted model, not a curated record. The transcript is spliced from 2 exons. Gene Ontology annotation, cellular component: cytosol. Gene Ontology annotation, molecular function: peptidyl-tRNA hydrolase activity. Bases 11 to 583 code for a protein of 190 amino acids.